This is a messenger RNA of Lycium barbarum (goji berry), 2709 nucleotides long. Its product is annotated as telomere repeat-binding protein 4-like. The record is from RefSeq and is a predicted model, not a curated record. Gene Ontology annotation, molecular function: protein binding. The coding region runs from base 364 to 2379 and encodes 671 amino acids. NCBI's taxonomy places the organism in Eukaryota, Viridiplantae, Streptophyta, Magnoliopsida, Solanales, Solanaceae. The transcript has 10 exons.
CCUUUUAACAGGAUGGUCUGGUUUUGAGAUCAAUAACAGCAAUACCAUAAAAACUACCCCACAACAUCAUCAUCAUCUUUGUGGGGAAUAGCAAAAAAAGAGAGAAACAGGGAAGGGGUUUUUUUACAACAGUUUUCUUUUCCAAGCCCAGAGAGGUUUUUCAAUUCUGUCUACAAACUUCACUUAACAUAACACAAUAACUAAAGAGAGAAGAUAAAAAUGUUUAACGAGUAAAUAUACAUUCUAGGAAUUCAAAAUUAUCUGUACAGAAGGAAGGCAAAAAGUAGAUUUUCUUAAUCUCAGUGCAGAUCAAAGUGAAAUUUGUGCAUUUGAUCAUCCACUUAUUGGCAUGCUACCUAAGAUAUGGUGUCAAAGAAGAAACUGAAUUUUGGUUUCAGUGGCUAUCAAAUUCCUGUUAUACCUAAAGCUCCUAGAUCAGCUAGAAAGAGAUGCCCCUGUAAAAAAUUGGACGAUGAUCAAAUAUGUGCAUUUGAAUUAUUGGCGGCUGUAGCUGGCAAACUAUUACUUGAGAGUGAAAGCUCUGCUUCUAGUAAUGCAGACGCACCAGAGGGAAACGAUGAGCUCACUGAUUGCAGGGAUAUUAUUAAACGUGAACAAAUGGAAAAUGAUAAAACUCUCAACCAAGGGAGUUGUGUAGAAAGUACUUGCAUACCCAAAGCUGCAGACCAAGAGAAAAAUUUCAAGAAUGUUUCCAGUAAACCUUAUCAUACUGAAAACAAAUCCUUUUUAGAACAUUCUUCUACAAUUAUAGGUUCUAAUUCCUUAACAAAAGACUUGUCUGACGUGAAGAUGGAAAGCAGCAAAGAGGUCAAUGCGGAUGCAAAGUUACAAAUCAAAGUGGAAGGUGGAUCUUCAGAUCCGGAUGAUCCAUGUGACAUUAGAAAACAGUUAGAUGAUGACAGCAAACAGACUGAAUUAACUAUGGCGAAUGCUUGCAGUGUAAAAGCUCCAAUUGAAAAGAAUGUGAAUAAUAGUGCCUUAAUUAACUCAGACAGUAGUGUACAGUUGCCCUUGUACAGGGACCCCGUUCUUUGUGCUUCUUUUGUGAAGUCAAGGAACAAUGUAAAGUUAGGUGUUAGAGAUGAUGACGAAAAAUAUUUUGGGUGCUAUAGGCGUAUCACUAAGAUAAGGACCUUCAAGCCAACAUCACAUAGUGCAUACAGAAGAAUAAGGAAGAUGCUUACAUCUAGACACUGGAAAGUAGCUCCUAAGUUGAAGGACUGUGAGAGUUCUUACUCUAGUGAUGGAAUGAAGUCCUUUAAUCGCAAAAGGAAAAACAUGUGUGGGAAUGAAAGACAUCUGCUUGAUAUUCCUUCCAAGAAAAGGAAAUUUUGCGACCAUAGCUUUGCUGUGGCAUAUGACCAGGAGGCCAGUAGUAAAAGCAUUUCAAAUAAACCUGCAAAGGGAAUCAACAGAGAUAUUAUUACCUCUCCAGUAAUCCCGCCUAAAGGGACUGUUGUUUCAGCUUCAGUUAGAAAUCAUCAGAAGAAGGAUCCUAAUGUUAAACUUAGCAUUAAGUCCUUCAAGGUGCCAGAGCUUUAUAUUGAGGUUCCUGAAACAGAAACAAUUGGUUCCCUGAAGAGAACAGUAAUGGAAGCAGUAACAGCUAUCCUGGGAAGUGGAUUACGGGUGGGGGUGGUCCUCCAAGGAAAGAAGGUCAGAGAUGACAAUAGAACCCUACAGCAGGCUGGUAUUUCCCAGAAUGGCAAUCUCGAUACAUUGGGUUUCACUUUGGAGCCUAGUUUCACCAAAGUUCGUCCGUUAGAUGAUCAAAAAUUAUCUAGGCGUCCACCUAGUCCUAUCUUGGAAUUGGGGCCUAGCUAUGUUUCGUCAGAGACUAAGUUGGACAAGCAUGAUGGGAGUAACCAUGAACUGGAGAUGUCACCUACAAAUCCUAUUGAUCAAUCAGCUGUUCCAAAUUCUAAAGCCUUGGCCGUAGUUCCUCCUAUGAAUGCAGAGGCACUUGCUGUGGUUCCAGUAUAUCAUAAAAAUAGACAUUCUGAACUUUCACAGCGUAGGACAAGGAGGCCAUUCUCAGUUGCUGAAGUAGAAGCGCUGGUCGAAGCUGUAGAGCAGCUUGGAACUGGAAGGUGGCGAGAUGUUAAAAUGCGUGCUUUUGAUAAUGCCUAUCACCGAACUUAUGUUGACUUGAAGGAUAAAUGGAAGACAUUAGUCCAUACAGCAAGCAUUGCCCCACAGCAAAGAAGGGGAGAGCUGGUGCCCCAGGAACUUCUAGACAGAGUCUUAGCUGCCCAUGCCUACUGGUCUCAGCAUCAGGCCAAGCAACACGCCAAACAACUUGCUGAUCCUCCCAAAAUUUUGGAUGCUCAGGUGCAGAAUGAUGUCUCCGCCACGUGAGAGGAGAUGUCUAUCGUGAAGAUGUAAAAAGAUCAAUGCGAUUCUGAUAGGAGACACAACGAGGAAAAUUUGUAAAGAAAGCUUCGUGUUGACUCACUCUCAUUGAUUUAUUGCCAUGUCUUCCAUUGUGACUGGGUGGGACUGGCAUUUGUAAAUGAAUCAAGGAAUAAAGCAGUCUAACAGAGGCAACAAAAUUCUUUUGCUGCUGUUGGUUCUAUUCUUUCAUGUACUGUUAGGAUUGGAUAGGAAAAUGACGAAAAGAAUCAAAUGUAUUAUGAAUGUACAUUAGUUUUCAUAUUAUUCAACCACUACUCUUUUUUUACUGAUGAA